This is a messenger RNA of Polypterus senegalus (gray bichir), 2527 nucleotides long. RefSeq names its product cell death inducing DFFA like effector a (gene cidea). The transcript is spliced from 5 exons. The coding region runs from base 221 to 886 and encodes 221 amino acids. Gene Ontology annotation, biological process: apoptotic process; regulation of apoptotic process. Lineage: Eukaryota; Metazoa; Chordata; Cladistia; Polypteriformes; Polypteridae. The record is from RefSeq and is a predicted model, not a curated record.
ACGAGUCACCUCGUGCCGAAACCGUAUUAGUCACACAAGCGUUUUGUUUAUCUUUACGUGUAGCGAAAGGGAGGAGCUGCGGCUCUUUAAUUAACCAGUAGCAGUGUGCAACACCUGCAUGUGGACCGCUCUAACCUGCUCGUUUAAUCAGUGCCGGCUAUACGGAUUAUUUUGGUGGUAUUGACUGCAGGGUUUACGUCUAAUUGUUUUGUGAAAAGAGAUGCGCUACGCCAGAGAAUGUGCCAGCGCGCUGUCGCCGAGGUCUUUAAUGAGGUCUGUGACUUCAGUGGGCUCCUCAAUCAGCCGACGAGUUCUGUAUUAUCCAGAGGUGCAAUUACGACCCUUCAGAGUAUGUACUUCUGACCGAAGCUGCAGAAAGGGGGUUGUAGCUGGAACACUGGAUGACCUUAUUAGUAAAGCACUUGCUGCUUUGCCACACAGAACAAGAUCUGUCACACUGGUGCUGGAAGAAGAUGGAACAGUUGUGGAUAAUGAGGAAUUCUUUCAGUCUCUGGAAAUGAAUACCCUCUUCAUGUUGCUAGAGGAAGGAAAGAGAUGGAGAUCUGCUAGGACUGUCUCUAGUACUCGACAUCCUAAGAAAAAAGGAAUUGCAAAGGUUACAUUUGACCUAUACAAAUUAAAUCCCAAGGAUUUUAUCGGAUGCCUUAACAUCAAAGCAACAUUUUAUGAAAUGUAUACAAUGUCCUAUGACAUCAAAUGUAUGGGAGCAAAGCAUAUGCUAAAAAAAUUGCUUCGCUACCUCUCCUAUAUUGCUCAGGUCACGGGACAAUUCUUACUUUAUGGAUCCACAUAUGUACUGCAGUACACAGAUGAAAGCAGUGACAUUGGGUCAUUGAGGAGCCCAACAUCUGCAUCAAAUAAGUGAUUCUGGAAUAACCAAAUCUCUCAACAAGAGCAGAACUUUUCCCUUUGAUUCUUGUUUAACCUUUUUAACUGUAAAGUGUAACUUUUAUCAUGAUCUUGGUAUGAUUUGGUAUUAAUGGAGAAGAACUUUAUUUGCACACAUUUUUAACUUGUAUGUUUUCUAUAGUUCUUUUCUGAGUAAGCUCUUCCAUUGGUGAAUACGGAAUAGCUGGACAUUUGUAGUAUCUAUAAUAUAGUGAAAUAUCUAUUGGGCAUUCCUCUUUACACAACAUUGAACUCAUUCAAUUUUUGGUCUACAGAUCAUAAAAUGAAUGGACUUUUUUAUCUUUGGUCCUCAUCGAUUGUAUUUAUUUUAUUUGUUUGUUUACUAUAAAAAUAAAUCUGUUUAGUUGUCUUGUGGUUUCUUAUGAUCACUGGUAUAUGUUUUAGUUAUCAAGUGGUGAUUUAUGUUUGUAUUUAAAUUUUGGUUCUAGUUUAAAGACAAUUAUUGUACCUUUUUAGAUUUUCCUAAUUGUUUAUUUUAAGGUAAAGUAUUUAAAAUUAGACUAGUUUCUAUACAUUACUCAUGACAAAUUUCUGACAGGAAUGAAUUUUAAAAUAGUGUCAUACAUAGCAUUUGCUGAGUUAAGUUAAAUGCUGGAGACCUUGUGCCUUCUACCUAAACUGUUAAUUUAAAACAACAUUUUUGUCUAGGAUUUUGUUUAACAAAUGCUAAACUGCAUGAGCUUCUACGGAAAAUGGCAAUUAAAUAAUUAUUUAGCAAAAUUACAGAGAACAUGUAAACUGAGGUGACUGUGAACAUUUUAUUGCUGUACAGUAUUUCAGAAUCAUGAGGGUAAAAUCAGCUAUCCUGAUCAAGAAAUAUAACCGAGAUCACAAAAGCUCAGUUAUGUUGAUGAGGUAAGAAACUGCGUCCUUUGGUGUCUUAAAGUUACUACUGUUUUUAUUAAUGCUUUUUUUUUUUUUUCUUCCAAUUUAUUGGUUCUUAAUUUGGAAAAGUUUAGCAGUGUUGUGUGUUUCUUAACCCAUAAAGAUUUAAUUAGUGGUGCUUUAUUUACCAAAUCAGGUAAGGACAAAUAUUAAAACAAACAUUUAUCAACAUUAUAUUUUGUUUUACUUGUGCCAUCUCUUGCCUUUUGUAACCUAUGUGAAUAUGUCUGUGUAGAAUCUACUGGAAACCUUUCAUAUCUGUUUGGUUUUUUUUUUUUGUUGUGUGUGAUUUAUAUAUAUAUAUAUAUUUUUUUUUUAUUAUUAUGAAUACACACGCUAUUGAAAGUUUUUACUUUAAAAAAUGUGUUAAACAGCAGCCAUCAUCUUGGCAUGUGCAGCACUGUCAACAUUUUUAAUAGUUGCUUUUUUCUGUUCUUUUCAAUACACAUUCUGCUAUUUGUUUCUUUAACUGACAUUUUAUGAACUUUACACUGAUUUGCCUUCUGUUGAAUAUCAGUGUUACACUCAUUACUGUAUUUUGUAUAUCUGUAGUGCAGAUAAUUUAAUUUUAUGAAUGCAGGUUAUCUACUAAGACAUUUAAUUAAAAGAACAAUGUGAGCCUCAACUUGGUACGUGUAUCACCAUAAAUAUCAUGUUUACAAUGCUGUAUAUUUUUUAACCUAAAUAGUUUAUUAAAAACAAAAUUCUUUUA